This is a messenger RNA of Aureobasidium uvarum, 1622 nucleotides long. NCBI's taxonomy places the organism in Eukaryota, Fungi, Ascomycota, Dothideomycetes, Dothideales, Saccotheciaceae. The record is from the annotation of a GenBank genome assembly.
GUGCCUUAAUCAUGUCGAAUCAACACUUCUUGGAAAGUAUUGAGCAGCUGAAGAGGCAAUCGACCAACAUACAGAACCAGGAGAUCAUGGAUCAAUCGAAUCUCUCAAAGGAUGCACAGGACAAAGAAGCCCAGACUGCAGUUGUCACAGUCCUCGACAAUUCAUCUGUCGAUUCUUCGCAGGAUGAUCCGGCCAAUACACUCCCUCCUGUGCCGCUGCAGAUGAAGUUGCUCAGUGUUUUGUUGGUUUCCUUCAUUGGCUUUGGGUCGCAAUGGAGUAGUGGUGUUAGCUCUGCUAUGAAGUCGACUAUGAAGAAGGAAAUGCAUAUCAACAACACUCAAUUCUCCCUCCUCGAAGCCAGCGAAGAUUUCAUGUCCUCGGCUCUCAUUCUCAUUACUGGCAUCUUCACUGAUCGGCUCGGCGGCACUGGGUGUAUCGUCUACGGCAACAUCAUCUACACAAUCGGCUCCAUCUUCAUUGCAGGCGCUGCAGAGAUGCGCAGCUACAAGUUCAUGAUUGUGGGCAGGGUAGUAGCCAGUUUUGGAGAUAUUGCUACGCAGGUCGCGCAGUACAAGGUUUUCAGCAGUUGGUUUCCACCCAGUGCGGGCUUUGCUAGUACCUUGGGAUUUGAGUUGGGUAUCAAGAAGGAUUUGUUGGCAAGUCGACUGCUAACAUCAUUGCCAAGCGUCUUCUGGACGAUGGUGGGCAUGAACCUCUUCACCAACCUCGCCACCGUCUUACUCUUUCUGCUCGUUCGCUACUGCUCUUCUCGCUACUCAUCCAUCGCCGACCCCUCUACUGGCGAAAAGCUCACCGAGAAGAACAAAAAGUUNGACUUCAAGAAGGUUGUCGAGAUGCCAUGGCCGUUCUGGUGUAUCAUGGCUUUCACGAUCUUCCAGACCACUACUGCAAAUGUGUUUUCCCAAAAUGCGACGGAGCUCGCUGAGCAACGCUUUGAUACUGAUUCUGUGACGGCAGGCUGGUAUACAGCAGUGUUGCAGUAUGCUGGCUUUUUCAUUGUACCGUUGUUGGGUGUCUUCGUCGAUGUCGUUGGUCAAAGGGUUAGCAUCAUGUGCGUAUGUGGUGCGGGAUGCUUCCUCUCCAUGGCGCUGGUCUGCUGGGCGCCUACCGUCAAGGGUACUGCUGCUGCCUUUGGAAUAUAUGCUGCGGCAUACACCCUCGGACCUACAGUGAUCAUCGAUUCCAUCAGGACUUCUAUGUGGCAUCAAGGCGCAUUCGGUACUGCAUACGGUCUCAAGAUCACCAUCAAUAAUGCUAUGUCCUGUAUCAUCCGUGUCCUCACUGGCGCUCUCCAGGACGCAGACAACAAUGCCUAUACCCGCGUUGUCCGUGUGUACGCUUUCUUUGGCUGCGCAUCUCUAUGCGUCUCACUCGUCAUCCUCGCUCUCUCGUUCCUUUCGCCAGAUCUCGGUCGCUUGCAGUGGAGUCGUAAGAAGAGGUUGUUGCAAGGUAAUCUAAUCAAUGAGAGGCUGGAAAGAUUUGAGGGGCCGAUGAAGAGGAGGAACAAAAGAGUCUCAGUUGUUUGUUUUGGGUUCACCAUGAUGCUUAUGCUUGGAGGAUGGAGUGCUUACUUUUGGGGUGUGGCUACUGGAAACAACAAA